Molecule: messenger RNA, 1231 nt
Organism: Teleopsis dalmanni
Lineage: Eukaryota; Metazoa; Arthropoda; Insecta; Diptera; Diopsidae
Product: protein FAM151B
Exons: 5
Coding region: 302-1222 (306 amino acids)
Source: RefSeq, a predicted model, not a curated record
UGGAGGGGAGCGGUACAUAUAUAUGUCUGUCGAGUUAAAUUAAUGUAUCUAAAAAUUAAGUAGAAAACUAAUUUUCAACUACGACUGUUCGAAUUAAGACUACAGUGCUAAACCGAUAACGUGAACGAGGGCAAUUGCAUUUUUUUUAUUUCUGAAUUCAUUCAUCGCAUUUAAAAAAUACUUAAGUACUUAAGUACAUUAAGCUCAAUCAGAUGAAAUUUUUGAUAGCGAUUUAAUUUCAAACUCCAAUUCCUGUCCAUAUAAACAAGAAAAUCAGAGUAGCACAGUUAACAGCUCCAAUAUGAACGCAAUGAAAAACAAGAAACUUUCGUAUCUCAUUAAGUGGGCGCAUGCAGUCAACAGUCAAAAAUACCUCGAUCAUGUUUUGAAUGAUACAAAAAUCGACAUGAUCGAAGCAGAUGUAAUGUUAGGUGCACUGUAUGAAACCAGAUCGGUUACUAAGAUACCUAUAAUGGCUCACCCACCGAACACCAUUUCUGACAUUUCAUUAAAAAUGUUUUUAGAUCAAAUAAUGAAACAUAAUAAUGUUGCUAAAGAAAAUAAUAAAAAAGGUGUUAAGUUGGAUUUUAAGUCUAUUGAGGUAUUCGAGGCAUCUCUAAACGUAUUACAUCUUAUGCUACCUAAAAUGAAAUGUCCUAUUUGGUUGAAUGCUGACAUUCUUAAAGGUCCAGUUGAUGAAAAUGAAACGAUACCAGUCGAUCCACAGCGUUUUUUUAUGGGAUGUAGAAAAUUUAAGGAUGCCGUAAUUUCCAUUGGAUGGACUACAUUUUGGCGUGAAGAAAUUACUAAUCCUUUUUAUACUACAGACCAAGUCCAACAAAUGCUGGAUGUUAUAAAGAAAUUUGACAUUUAUAAUUAUGGCCAAAAGUUGACAUUCCCUGUAAGAGCUGUUUUUGCUGCAAAUAGUCAAACUCAGUUGCUUGAACUGUUGAUAUCUUCGUCUGUAACUCACAAGGUUACGCUUACAAUUUGGUCUUCGCCAGAUGACCGCGUCGAUGUUGAAAAAUUAUGGGAAUUAAUAUGUACCAUUGGUGUAUCACGUGUGUAUAUAGAUCUACCAUCUGAUCUGGCGAUAAAAUUAGAUAAGCGCUUGCACGAACGCAAUGGAUCACUAUCAUAUCCAUUUCGUCUACCUGGGAAUACAUUUCUUGUGAUAAUUGCAAUGUUCAGUAUUCUUUAUUAUUCUUAUUUUUAUUAUUAAUUUUCUUGU